GUCGCUGGCGGCAGACAAAGACGAAAACUCGAGACUCCGAAGGCUGCUAGAUAUUUUUUUUUUAAAUAAACAAAAAAAGUGGAAAUAAAGGUGUUGCAUUGAAAAGAAAAACUGUUAACAUUUGUGGUUCAUAGCUUGCAAAUAGAUUUGGCAGGCUGCCAAAAACAAGGCACAAAAUUUGCACAAGUGAAACUAGUUUGAAAAGCGGCUCACACACACACACACACACACACACACCCUCUACACUCAACUCAAACUCGAACUGGACUCGACGCUUCGCGAUCCCAAAAACGAAACAAUUCAAAAAGAAAGACGCUUGGCCAACUAGUUAGCCAGCGUGCGGGCCGGGCUAUGAAUCAUAGCCAAGCGUGCGGCCAGCCAACAACUUCAGCAGAGCCCAUCUCAGCGCCUGUGCGCGCUAUGUAAGCCAAACAAAGACAAAAUCGUAACAAGAAGCGGACAAGUUAAGGCACGCAGUAAGGAGUAUUUGAGAGUACGUUCCAUGUCUGGCCGGGAAAUGCGUCCACUCUCGCUCUCCAUUGGCGCCUCGCUGCUGCCCAGCUUCUCGCUGGCCACCGCCGCCUCGAAUAAUGCCCGGGGCGGCGACAGCGGCAAUUCUGGCCGGGAUUGCUAUGGCAAACUGUGUCAUCCCGUGGAUGAGUACUGUUCCAUGUUCGCCGAGAGCUGUAUGCCCUGCGCGAGCAUCUGUGACGACAGCUCGCACAACUAUCAUGCGGACACCUGCAUCAAGGAAUGCUCAGCCUACACCAGCUAUGAGCCUCUCAAGGCCGACAUACACAACAUCCAGAGCAAUCAGCAGAUAAUGAUGCUGCUGCUGAGCAUUAUCUGUAUACUGAUUGCCCUACGUUAUGCGAUGAAGUUACUCAGCUGGUGCCGGCACAGCAACUGCGUGCAGCGCUUGAAGAGCCGGCUGCUGCCCAAGCCGCAGCAGAGCAAUGCCAAUGGCAAGGAUCUCAAUGCCACGACGAUGCAGAAUCCGAAUGCCUUUUACCGUGACAUUGAGCGGGCACCUUCGCAGAUUAACAGUGUGGCAGCAGGCGCUGCCGAGGGCUCCGUGCUGACCACGGCGACGCCGUUGAGCACACGCUAUCCGGCAGAGAAUAGCACGACACCAACAACGGUGGUAACUGAAAUCGGGUAUGUUUAUGAUAAUCAGGCAAUGGUUGUCACGCCCGUUAACGAGAAGCCCGGACCGACCGCCAUGGCUGCCUUUUAAUGAAUUUCUCAUCCGGAAAUGUCAUCUCAAACCUUACGAGCAACAAUGUGCAUCAGAUUGAAACUAGUGAUAUUUUGUAUAUUUUGAAAAACAUGUUUUCCAUUGAUAUUGAGGAACGCUGAAAUACAUUACUUUAAGAAUAUUA
Drosophila novamexicana is the source of this 1382-nucleotide messenger RNA. It is a transcript of the gene grnd, whose product is annotated as protein grindelwald. NCBI's taxonomy places the organism in Eukaryota, Metazoa, Arthropoda, Insecta, Diptera, Drosophilidae. The transcript is spliced from 3 exons. Bases 503 to 1237 code for a protein of 244 amino acids. The record is from RefSeq and is a predicted model, not a curated record.